This is a messenger RNA of Oncorhynchus masou masou (cherry salmon), 772 nucleotides long. Its product is annotated as max dimerization protein 4-like. The coding region runs from base 206 to 757 and encodes 183 amino acids. The record is from RefSeq and is a predicted model, not a curated record. The transcript is spliced from 5 exons. Gene Ontology annotation, biological process: regulation of transcription by RNA polymerase II. Gene Ontology annotation, molecular function: DNA-binding transcription factor activity, RNA polymerase II-specific; protein dimerization activity; RNA polymerase II cis-regulatory region sequence-specific DNA binding. NCBI's taxonomy places the organism in Eukaryota, Metazoa, Chordata, Actinopteri, Salmoniformes, Salmonidae.
CCUUUACUUCGCAGGUUUUUAGUUAGGUGCAGUUGAUAUGAAUCUGGCUGGGAGUCCCAAAGACUCAGAACUGAACAUAGACGUUCAUAUCGACCUAACACAGUUUUAGUUUUUAUUUCAUUUUUGUCUCAUAUUUUUUUUUUUUACAUUAGCUGUACAUUUGUGUAUAUAGAUAUUAUUUUAUAUUUUUAUACAAGUCAACAAGAUGGAACUUAAUUCUCUUUUAAUUCUCCUGGAGGCUGCAGAAUACUUGGAAAGAAGAGACAGAGAAGCAGAACAUGGUUACGCGUCUGUUUUACCGUACAAUAGCGACUUUUCCCGAAAGAAAACGAAAGCUUCACCAAUUUCAAGAAAAACUCAGAACAAUAGAUCGUCACACAACGAGCUGGAGAAACACAGACGUGCCAAACUACGGCUGUACCUUGAGCAGCUGAAGGAGCUGGUUCCUUUGGGUCCGGACAGCACUAGACACACCACACUGAGCCUGCUGAAAAGGGCCAAGAUGCACAUCAAGAAGCUGGAGGAGGCGGACAGAAAGGCUCUGAACACCAAAGAGCAGCUCCAGAGAGAGCACCGCUACCUCAAACGACGUCUGGAACAGCUGGUGAUGCCUGGAGGCGUGGAACGUACCCGAACCGACAGCCUAGGCUCCACCAUCUCCACCGACUCAGAGCAAGGUACGCUGGGACACCCGCAUGACACACGACAUACAAGGUACUCAGAGCAAGGUACGCUGGGAUAUACCUAUGACACAUGACAUACAAGGUACUCA